AUGGAAAAUUUGGAACAAACAAUAACCGAAUCACUUUUCAAUAUCCUUGAAGGUGAAAAAGAAGUUGACCACGUUGAUGUUAUAUUUAAAGACCUUCCAGUUGAACUAAACGAGAAAGCUCAAGAGAUAGUUCUUGAUACCCUAUGGACUUACGAUCAUGAUAUUGUUCCUAUCAACACGAGGGACAGACUUGUAAAACUCGUUAAAAGAUUACAUAUACUCAGGCUAGCCGACGUUAGAGCAAUUAAAACAAAACUUGAAGUACCUCUUUUAGAGGCCGCCGAAGUCGUUGAACCUCAAGUCUGGGGUCGAAAAUGCAUUCGAAUCAAUACUGCCCUGACGUAUAAGCAACAAAAGUAUAAUCUUUUACGAGAAGAAUCCGAAGGCUACGCAAAGCUAUUACAUGAAAUAAAUUUAUAUUGUAUUAUAAAUAAUGGAGUUAACGAUGAAACAUUGAAUCAACGGGCAAAUACUUUAUUAGAAACGAUAAAGACAUUAAUAGAUCCUAAUCGCGUCUUAGAUAUAAUACUAGAUGAAUUUGUUUAUAAUGUCAAACCUCAUCAUGAAUUCUUUUUACGAUUGCUCGAAAUUUCACCUUGGCAACCUUCAGAUUUUGCUAAUAAAGACAAAGGAAUUCCUAUUUCCGAUGAUUGGUCAAGAGAUUCGGGUAACCUUAACUGCGCUGAACUUCUAGCUACAAAAUAUACGAGAUAUGAAGGACCUGAUAUGGAUCAGGACAUUUAUCAAUCCCUCUAUAUCACCUCUGCACUUUUGAUCAAUCGUGGUCUGGUCAAGAUAUCCGAUCUUUAUCCCCAUAUUAAAAGUCCUCCAGUUCCUCCAACUACAAAAAGUUCAAAUUCUUUUUCUGGAAUGGAAGAUGAUUCUUCUUUUCCUUCAAAUAGAGAACAACAUCAAAAAGGAUUAGUAUGUGCUCUUUUGGAGAUUGGAGAUUUCCAACAUGCAUGUUACUUAUUAUUACAGUUAGAAUCAUUGGAUGAGCACAUUGCAAAAUAUCUCUGUGAGAUUCUCAAAUUAUCAAUUUUUAAAAUCUACAAUCCAAUUGCUCCCAUUAAAUUAAAAGAACCUAAAGUUGGUUCUCACAUUGGAACAUGGUAUAAACGUUGGAAAGAGGGAUUUCCUGUAUUUUAUAAAUUUGAAGAUUUAUUUGAAGCGAGUGGUCGAUUACUUAUUGGAUUAAUAGGUCCUUGGUUCGCUAAAAAUUUAAUUUUAUUAUCUUGGAUUUUAAGAAUUUGUUAUAAUCAUAUCGUUGAAGCAAGAAAGUCCAAAAAUAAUAAAAAUAAUUUGAAAUAUAUUGAAUCAAAUUGGUGGGACAUAAUAAGAAUAACGAUAUUACCGGCAAUGACAAUGUCCGGUAUGACAGUUGGAGUAUUAAAUGAAGUAUGGGAUAUACUGAAAUUUUUUCCAGUUGAAAAUCGUUUCGGACUUUGGAGUGAAUGGAGAAGGGUUUAUGAUCAACAUGAACCAUUAAGAGAACGAAGAAAGAAAGCAACAAAAAAACUUAUCAAAUUUACCAAUGCGAUGACAUCAGAAGAUUAUAAACAAAAGGCUCGAGAAAUAGCUUUAGUUACUCACUCAAGACCUACGGUGGCAUUUGAUUUUAUUCUUAGAAAAGUUAAAAUGAAUCCAGAUUUAAUAGAUGGAAUGGUCGAAGUCUGUAAAUAUUUAACAAGAAUGGAUUUCGAUGUUUUGACUUACAUGUUUGUUGAAAGCAUAAUAGAGGAGUCAAGACCAAAGCUUAAAGAAGAUGGAGUUAAUCCUAGUGACUGGAUGUAUCGAAUGGCGAUAUUUAUUGGGAAGGUUUGCAGUAAAUACGAAAGAUUUGAUAGUGAAAACAUUGCCAUUAUACUUGAAUACGUCUUAAUUAAAUUACGAGAGCAAUACACCGAAAUCCCAUCAGAUACUGAUUUAAUUAUAAUGGCGGGUGGAGAGCAUUUACGAGAUACCAAAUUAUUUAAUCGCAAUGUUAUAAAAAGUUAUCGAAAAGCUUCAAUGCGAUUAGCUAAUGCACUCAUGUCUAAGGGAAUUGUCACUGAAUUUGCAGCGUUACUUGCACAAAUGACUCAAAGUGUUCCAUUUGAUAUUGAAGUAUCUUCCACUCUUGAUCUUAAAUCGGUUAUUGGUCGAGCUGAUAUAUGUCGCCGAACUUUCAUACAAUAUGUAGAUUUUUUGGCGGUUACAUUAGAUAUGGAAAAAUUCGCUUUGAUCGUUCCUUCAAUAAUUGAACUUUGUAAAGUAUAUGCUUUAAAACCGGAAUAUGCAUUCAGCAUUCUCAGACCCUUUCAUAAUCAUUUUCUAAAGAAAAAGAGUCACAAGUCAAGGGAAUCUAAAAAUAUAGGAAAACAUUCAACACCUGAGAGAACACAUGAGACAUCAAAGCAAAAUGGACACUCCGAUUUAUCCAGGCAAGUAGUUACGGACGCAAAUAAUACCUCUGAAUCGGAGCCGAUGAUUUGGCGAUAUCCCUUGUAUCAACUUUUUGAUCAAGUCAAAGAAAUUUUACCACCUUAUGUGUGGAAUGGGAUUAGUCCGUCCUUUUACACUUCUUUUUGGCAAUUGUCAUUAUAUGAUUUAGAAUUUCCUCGAGCUGAAUAUAACAAAGCAAUACAAGAAUGUCAAAAUCAUAUAAUGGAUGAUGUUAGCAAGGACGUAAAUAAAUACACUAAAAUUUUAAAAUAUUUGGAGGAUGAAUAUGUUGAACAUGGUCAGCACAUGAAAGCGAUCGAAGAACGGCUUAAGAUUGAAAAGGAGCAUUGGUUUUCGGGUCAAUUUUCUAACCGUCAGGACAUUAUAACUCAAUUAUGGCAAUAUUGUCUGUUUCCUCGUCUACUCAUAUCACCAGAUAAUGCAAUUUUUUGCGCCAAAUUUAUUGAAAGAAUGCAUAAAAUUGGAACGGCAAAUUUUUCGACCUUGACCCUUUAUGAUAGAAUAUUCGCAGAUCAAUUACAAUUAAUUACUUUCACUUGUUCUGAAGCAGAAGCUCGGAAUUAUGGUCUUUUUCUUAAAACAAUAUUACAGUCUUUAAGUAGUCUUCACAGAGACGAAAAAAUUUAUAAUGAAAUUGGCAAAGGGAAAGGAAUUCCUGGAUUCCAAAUGAAAUGGAGUUCCCAGAAUCGUCAACCUGCAAGCGUUUCAGAAACAGAUUUAUUAGGAUUCCAAGAUUUUAGAAGGGUAUUCUAUAAAUGGCAUUCAAAGCUUUACAAGGCAUUUGAACAAGGUCUUCAAUCACAAGAAUACCUUUCUUUAAGAAAUUCAAUUAUUGUAAUAAGUACAAUACAUGAAUACUUCCCGGCUAUUGACAUUUUUGGCAAAAAGGUUGAAAAUUUAAUUAAGAAUGUAAUAUCGGAUCAACAUAAUAAAUGGAAAGAUAUUGAAGUUUUAGCCAUAAGUUAUUCGGCAAGGCUACAAUCUGACAAAAAGAAUUGGGUUGGUCUUGAAGAUUUCCGUCAUACGGAAAAUAAUCAACAGAAUUCUAGACCAGGUUCUUCUGCUUCACAAGGAAAUCACUCAACAUCUGCGCAAAAAAUAGCUCAAAGUCAUGUGGUUAACAGAGUCAGUAGUCCUCUUCCUAAUGUUAAAAGUGCCCAUUCUUCACCUUCUCAUCCAAAUACGAUGAUAAGGACUGAUAGUCCUAGAAGACAAAUUCAUCCUUUACCAGAUAAGCCUCAAGAUCGUAUUCAAGUUCGUGAAAAAGAACGCGAUAGGGAACGGGAAGAAGAUCGUGAUAAGAAUAGAAUGAAAGAUAAAAAAGAAAUUAUGAAUGACCGCGAAAAGGAUAUUAAGAGAAUCGAUGAUCAUAAAGAUGCCAAAAAGUCUUCUGAUCAUCAUGAACGCGAUCGAGGAAGGGAUCGUGAUCGUAAACCCGAGAUUCUUAGAUUAGAUGGUGAAAAAAGGAAAGCCAGUAAAGAAAGGCUUCUAAUGGAUGAUCGCAACAAGAGAGCUGAUUACCAUCCUCGACCGAGAGACCGUGAUAUUCGUGAUCGUGAAGAUAAGGUAAAGGAACGUGAAAAACGUGAAGAUCGUCGUGAGGAUCGUCGCGAAGAUAAGCACCGUGACCGUCAUCGUAAUGAUAAUGGACGUAGUAGGCGUCAUUUAGAAGAUAACCUUACACGCCGUCCUCGUAAAAAUGACCAUGAUUUAAUUGAUCGAAAUAUUCGAGACGAUCGAGAUAUGCCAUUUACAAGGAAUGAUCGCGGUGAUAGAUCUAUUGCUGGUCCCUCUAAGAAACGAGAUCGUUCAGAAAGGGAUCGUGAUGAAGAACCAGAUAUGAUUUCACUCAGUAAAAAACGAACGAUUCGAACCGAAGGAAUGGGUGGACCUAUUCCUUAUCCUUCGAAUCCUAAAAAGAGAGAAAGAGUUGAUAGGGAAAUUGAAGAAGAACCCGAAUCUAUUACAUUAAAGAAAGGAGGAUUGCCUCCCAUUCCACGUCCACCUGUAAAAUUAAAUCGCUCAGUUGAACAUAUUACAGAAUUAAUGCAGCCAAUGCCAUUUGGAAAAGGGGACAAACGUAGACGUUAUUAA
This is a messenger RNA of Diversispora eburnea, 4539 nucleotides long. NCBI's taxonomy places the organism in Eukaryota, Fungi, Glomeromycota, Glomeromycetes, Diversisporales, Diversisporaceae. The record is from the annotation of a GenBank genome assembly.